Molecule: messenger RNA, 1158 nt
Organism: Synchiropus splendidus (mandarinfish)
Lineage: Eukaryota; Metazoa; Chordata; Actinopteri; Syngnathiformes; Callionymidae
Product: olfactory receptor 49-like
Exons: 6
Coding region: 7-1158 (383 amino acids)
Biological process (GO): G protein-coupled receptor signaling pathway
Cellular component (GO): membrane
Molecular function (GO): olfactory receptor activity; G protein-coupled receptor activity
Source: RefSeq, a predicted model, not a curated record
ACAUCUAUGGAGAAUGUUUCACUGGUCACAGAGCUUACGCUGGAAGGUUUAAACUUUCCUUGGGAACAACGGGUGGUGCUAUUCUGUGUCACUUUGCUCUGGUAUCUGAUGAUCUUGGCGGGUAAUAUCAUCAUCAUUGUGGCUAUUAUUUUGGACAAAAGCCUCCAUGAACCAAUGUAUAUCUUUCUGUGCAACCUGUGUAUUAAUUCUUUGUAUGGGACCGUUGGGUUUUACCCCAAAUUUCUUUUUGAUCUGUUGAACUCCCAUGUCAUUUCAUACGCAGGUUGCAUGCUGCAGGGUUAUGUCAUCCACUCUUCCGUCUGUUGUGACUUUUCUCUCUUAGCGUUGAUGGCGCUUGACCGAUAUGUGGCUCUGUGUCGACCUCUAAUUUACCAUUCUGUGAUGACCAAACGGAGAGUAUAUGUGCUGGUGAUCCUGUCAUGGAUUGUUCCUUUGUUCUGCAUGUUCAUGAACACUGCUACUCUCCUGCAGACGCAGCUGUGUGGCUCGCACAUCAACAGGCUUUACUGCGUCAACUUCAUGAUUGUCAGGCUCGCCUGCUCGCCGCCUUUGGCCAGUGCUUAUGUUUCCUACUUCAAUAUCGUCUUUUAUUUUGGACAUUUCGUGUUAAUUAUUUGGUCCUACAUAUAUCUGAUCAAAACGUGUUUGAUAGGUAAAAAAAACUGGGCGAAGUUCAUGCAAACAUGUGUCCCUCAUCUAAUAUCUCUCAGUGUCUCUGCCUUCGCGGUGCUUCUGGAUUUGCUGUACAUGAGAUUAGGCUCGCCUGAUUUAUCCCAAAACCUCAGUAAUUUUAUGGCGAUGGAGAUUCUGCUAAUUCCUCCGAUGUUAAAUCCUGUUGUUUACGGAAUGAAGCUUACGAAAAUUCGCAUCUGGAUCCUAAAAAUUGUGCACGUUCACAGGAUAGAUGCAACAUGCACCAGUAAGCAACCUGUAUCAAAUUCAGGACCAGACACAACAACCACUCGCAAACCCAGGUCACAGAACUCUCUUGAAACGCCUUUUGGAUAUGUCACUAAAGCUGUUGCACCUACAUACCUCAUAUGUGAAAUUCGAUGUGGCAAGCUCUUAUUUUGUUGGAGAGAUGUUAGGAGCUCUUGGAUUGGCUGUUUUGUCCAGCUGCUGAGAGACGCUCUAUAA